Messenger RNA from Phytophthora sojae, 1050 nucleotides. RefSeq lists its product as hypothetical. The annotation marks the transcript as partial. The transcript has 4 exons. Lineage: Eukaryota; Oomycota; Peronosporomycetes; Peronosporales; Peronosporaceae. Gene Ontology annotation, cellular component: nucleus. Gene Ontology annotation, molecular function: DNA binding. The record is from RefSeq and is a predicted model, not a curated record.
CGAGGCAGCUCUAAAAGGGUCCAUCUAAAGGCGCGAAGCGUUGGGGUAGGGACCAUUCUCUCUGAAUCUGUUGAGCUAGAGAUCGUAGCAUGGAUUAAUAGCCUUAGACAGGAGGGGGUACCCGUGUCGCCCCGAAUGCUAACUUUCCAAGCUCAGCGGAUUGCUAUGGCGCGCCAACUGGGUAUCAAGCGCAUUUACAAUGCCGACCAAACAGUGUGUAUGUAUGAAGCUGCUUUAUUUGAAUAUUUGCCAAUGAAGAAAAUAAUCAAUGCCCGUAGUGCUAAAACGGUUUGGGCCAAGUGCGCGGGGUAUUCAAAAGAACGGGCAACUGUGAUGCUGUUGGGGGACUCGAACGGGGUCAAGCACACGCCGUUCGUCGUGUUCAAGAUGAAGCCAUCCAAGAACAAAGAAACUGUCGAGACCAACAACGAGAAGCGCUGUGGGUUCGGUGUUCGGACGUGGCCGGAAAUCAAGCGCAUCAAAGAGGAAACAGGACUGCAGAUUUACACGAACGAAAAUGGCUGGUGGAAUACAGAUCUUUCGAUACGAUUUCUAAAGUUUCACUUUUGCAACCGGUCAUUCUCAGAGGAGCCCAUCCUGCUUCUCUGGGACGACUUUAGCGGACACUGGACUUCGGAAGUGCUUCUCUACGCUGCUUCGAUCAAGGUCGUUUUGAUUAAGGUUCCGCCGAACGCCACCGCCGUCUGCCAACCGACAGAUGCACCAUGGAACUUCCCAUUCAAGUGGGGGCUCCGGAAGCUGUGGCUCGACGACAUGCAGGCGCAGCUAAACCAGCCGCGCCCAGAGGGCGAGAAGUUCAAGCUGGAACCUCCAGGACGUGCCGGAAUGUGCAGGUGGGUGCGUCGUAGCUGGAAUGGGCUAAACACCGACACUAUUGCGAAUGGGUACAAGAAGUGUAGUUUGCAGCUGAGCGACGAGUGCCUCGCCGCGGCGUCGCUGGUAGAUGAGCUGCAGCAGCUUUCGUUGGCUGGACCAGUUGUGGACGCUGACCAAGACGUCGACCACAUUAUCGAGGAAGCUGUCGUGUAA